UAUGCCAUCGUGGGUUUAGUUUUUCUGUGAGAUGACAUGGAAAUGUAGAGGGUCUACGACUCAGUUUCGUGUGAAAAACGUCAAGGCGUAAAUGCAUUAAUAAUUGAACGCAUUUUCAGCAGGAAUCGCUCAGUGGAUGUACGCGGUGUUAUAACCUUCGGAAAUAUGCCGUAGCGGUGUCAUGGUCCAAGAGUAACUACACACACCUUCAACGCUUCACUGAAUUGCUUGUGGUAUAUUAUCAACCGGGCCGAGUUUCGGCUCGGCUUUAACAGUCAAUCUGGGGGCAGGGCGCAGUUCACCAACCCCAGACAUGCAAAGCAACGUAUGCGGGAAUUGCGGGCGACCCGUAUACUUUGCGGAGCGCAAGACGUCUCUGGGGCGAGACUGGCAUCCCAACUGUCUGAGGUGCAAGGAGUGUGGGAAGGUCCUCACCCCUGGACAACAUGCAGAGCACAAGGGAUUACCCUACUGCCACAACCCGUGUUACAAGGCAUUGUUUGGACCUUCUAUACUGGGAUAUGGAUCCAAUGUGCAUUCAGCUGCCAAUUACAGGAACAGUAAACCAUUUGAUGGAAUUACAAACUCCAGUAAUAUGGAUGGAAUAAGUACUAAAAUAUUCAGUUUUGCCAAAAGUGUUUUGCCCAAAAAUGUACAGAGUGCCAUAUCUCAGGAUAAUACCAAAGUCCAGCCACCUCAAGCUCAGAUGCUCUACACUCAGGAAGAACAGGAGAUGCUGAAGAAGGUCCAGUCUUAUAAUGCGUAUUACGAAGGGAAGGUGCGACACCAGAUUACAACAGAGAAGAAUGAAAAUGGUGACUUUGUCAUAGAAGGUCCUCUGAGAAUAUACUGGGGCGUGACACGACCGAUCCAGUUAGAACAUUGUGAUAACAUAAAACCAUCGCCAUUGUCCACAUGGCGACAUAGCCUCUACCCCAGUCGUGUAAACAGACAGAGACCUCUAACAGUCAUAGAGGGAGGUGCUUCAGCGUCACGGUCCAACGGCGUCAAGUUUGCUGAAGAUAUUGCUGAGCUCACAACCCCACCAGCAUCACCAAAGAAGUCCUAUGGGUUCGAUGACAGCAUUGUGGCAUCCCAAACAGAUGGAGUUGUUCGGCGGAAAAACAUUCGCAAGUUUAACACGGUAGCAUAUCGAGGCGAUGCACCAAACAAGUGGAAGAGGGCAUCGAUAAAUGGUCACAUAUAUAACUACGACACAAGUGUGUUCACCCCAGUUCUGGGCAGCAGUACAAGUGUAAUUGUCUCCAGUACCAUGAAUACUUCACAAGUUAUCAAAAACUCUCAUGGAGAAAUUCAAAGUUGUGAAUCAUCCAGAUGAGUACCAUCUGUAUCUGAUCACAGACGAUGAAGAGAGGCUUCUUUCAGAAAAGCAAAUUCCACUGGCUUUGAGGUUAGAUUUUGGACCUGAUGAAGCAAAGGCCAGGUUCUUUAUCAAAGAGAAAAUAGUAGAACAGCCCAAGACUCCUGUAAUAUCAAUGCCCAUU
Haliotis rubra (blacklip abalone) is the source of this 1505-nucleotide messenger RNA. Its product is annotated as ras association domain-containing protein 2-like. The coding region runs from base 314 to 1339 and encodes 341 amino acids. The record is from RefSeq and is a predicted model, not a curated record. The transcript is spliced from 9 exons. Lineage: Eukaryota; Metazoa; Mollusca; Gastropoda; Lepetellida; Haliotidae. Gene Ontology annotation, biological process: signal transduction.